Messenger RNA from Oikopleura dioica, 474 nucleotides. NCBI's taxonomy places the organism in Eukaryota, Metazoa, Chordata, Appendicularia, Copelata, Oikopleuridae. The record is from the annotation of a GenBank genome assembly.
AUGAUUUUAUUCUCCCGGCAGGGGAAGAUCCGACUGACGAAGUGGUUUCAUUCCGUUCCAGAUAAGGAGAGAAAGAAGAUAUCAAGAGACAUUGUGAACACAGUCCUCCAAAGAAAGCCAAAAAUGUCGAAUUUCGUUGAUUUUAUGGGCAUGAAAGUGGUGUACAAAAGAUAUGCAUCCCUGUACUUUUGCUGCGGAGUCGAUCAGGACGAAAAUGAACUCGAGGUGUUGGAAGUAAUCCAUCGAUAUGUUGAAAUUUUGGACAAGUAUUUUGGAUCUGUGUGCGAGUUGGAUAUCAUCUUCAAUUUCGAAAAAGCGUACUUUGUUAUUGACGAGUAUUUACUAGCUGGACAACUUCAGGAAUCCAGCAAAAAGAAGGUCCUGCACGCGAUAGAAGCAGCAGAUCAAAUGCAAGAAGAAGACCAAGAGCAAGAAGUGACUCGUUCGAUCUUAGAAGAAUUCGGCCUUACAUAA